CAAUAUAUGGAAACUGGUUCUUUACAACUCUAGUCGUCUAAGCGAUGGCUCACUCUUCCAAUGAGGAGACCCAGACCUCGCUCGCCGAUCUCUUGGAGGAUUACCUGGAGGAGCUCAGUGAUGAAGAGUUAAAGAAGUUUAAAUCGAAACUGAGUCGCACAAAGUAUAAAGAGUUAAAGCCCCUUCCCAGGGGUCAGGUGAAGGGCUUGGAUAGAACAGACCUCGCCGAGAAGAUGAUAAGUUGCUACAUGGAAGCUGGUGCUCUUGAAGUCACACUUGAAAUCCUGAAAAAUAUGAACCUGAAUGACCUUGCUGAGAGACUGAAGGCAGACAUGCAGAAGUGUAACCAAGCUGGAAGUGAGCUGGGUGAUGUAUCAGACAAAAUAUUACUGGGUAUUCCACACUAUGGGGAGGAGAUACUGAGCUUCUGUCUCUUUUUCUGCAGGCUGUCAGGCUGUAGAGUCACAGAAGAAGGCUGUUUUUCCCUGGCUUCUGCUCUGAGGUUAAACCCCACACACCUGAGAGAGCUGGAUCUGAGCUACAAUCACCCAGGAGACUCAGGAGUGAAGCUGCUCUCUGCUGUACUGGAGGAUCCCAGCUGUAAACUGGAGAAGCUGCAGGUGGGCCGGUGUGAACUCACAGAGAAUUGCUGUGAGGUGCUGGCUUCAGCUCUCAGAUCAAAUUUCUCACCCCUGAGAGAGCUGGACCUGAGUGCCAAUGACCUGCAGGAUUCAGGAGUGAAGCUGCUCUCUGCUGGACUGGGGGACUUACACUGUAAACUGGAGAUACUGAGGCUGUCAGGCUGUAGAGUCACAGAAGAAGGCUGUUCUUCCCUAGCUUCAACUCUGAGGUCAAACCACUCACACCUGAGAGAGCUGGAUCUGAGCUACAAUCACCCAGGAGACUCAGGAGUGAAGCUGCUCUCUGCUGUACUGGAGGAUCCCAGCUGUAAACUGGAGAAGCUGAAUGUGGACCACAGUGGAGAGUGCAGGACCAGACCAGGCUUACAGAAAUGUAAGUGUGUUUGCAUGUUUUUAUUAAUAAUACCAUUGAUACUAUGUUAUGGUUUUAUUCACACAGUUGUUGUGAUGAGUGUUGCUUUUUGCAUUAUGUGUAGAUGGAUUUCCAUGUUUGUGUUUAGGUGAGUUUCUGUUUGUGUCAUUUUAGACAACAUCCAAAUGAGAAAAAUAAAACAUCAAAAUCAUCACCAAAAACACUAUCAAUUAAUUUAAUAAUUUAAAAAAUAUUUUUUAUAAAUGCUUUAUAGCUGCUCAUAUUGUCUUUGUGUGGGAGUGUAAGAUGGUUAAAAUAUAUUCUGAUGUAGUUGUACAUCUUUAAUUUCACAAAAAAAGAAUCCUUUGCAUUUGUUCUUUUUGCACAUGCCGUGAGUGUAUGUGUUUUCUGUGUGAGAUUCGUUAGUAUUGUCCUAAGAUGGCACCCAUAGGCAGUGAUACCGAACUCUCUCCUCAAGAGCGAAAUGUGAAUUUGCAUUUUUACAGAGUGGUUCUGGAACACUCCUUAAUAAUCAUGAGAGAAUAUUUCUGAUUGGG
This is a messenger RNA of Paramormyrops kingsleyae, 1550 nucleotides long. Lineage: Eukaryota; Metazoa; Chordata; Actinopteri; Osteoglossiformes; Mormyridae. The record is from RefSeq and is a predicted model, not a curated record.